Molecule: messenger RNA, 996 nt
Organism: Thalassophryne amazonica
Lineage: Eukaryota; Metazoa; Chordata; Actinopteri; Batrachoidiformes; Batrachoididae
Product: olfactory receptor 6N2-like
Exons: 1
Coding region: 70-996 (308 amino acids)
Biological process (GO): G protein-coupled receptor signaling pathway
Cellular component (GO): membrane
Molecular function (GO): G protein-coupled receptor activity; olfactory receptor activity
Source: RefSeq, a predicted model, not a curated record
UUUCAAAAUGAAUGUUCUAAAUUAAGGUUCAUAUAUUCAUGUUGUUUACCUGUUUAAUAUAAAACAGUGAUGGGUUCUGAACUAAAUCUAACUUAUAUAACUCUUGGUGGUCAUGUGGAAUUACACAAAUACAGAUAUCUUUAUUUUAUGAUCAUGUUUACAGUUUAUAUUCUAAUAAUCUGCUGUAAUUCUACUAUUGUUUGUCUGAUCUGCGUUCAUAAAAACCUCCAUGAACCAAUGUACAUUUUUAUUGCAGCUCUGUUGAUGAACUCAGUUCUUUUCAGUACUGGUUUCUACCCAAAGCUUUUAAUUGAUGUUUUAUCUGAAAAACAGAUUAUUUCAUAUGCAGGCUGUUUGUUUCAGGGUUUUCUCUUUUACUCUUUAGGAUGUUCUGAGUUUUUACUCUUAGCAGCCAUGUCUUAUGACAGGUAUGUGUCUAUAUGUAAACCUCUGCAGUAUCACACCAUCAUGACAAAAACUAACGUCAUUAUCGCUCUGGUUACAGCUUGGCUUUUCUCAGCUUGUCACGUUCUGAUCGGAGUCGCACUGAUUGCCAACAGGAAGCUUUGUGAUUUUAAUUUGAAAGGAAUUUUUUGUAAUAAUUCAGUGCAAAAACUUCAGUGUGUGAGAUCAGAAGUAGUAGCUGUAUACGGUGUUGUGAUUUUGAUCAAUGUUGAAAUUUUACCUGUCCUCUUCAUACUUUUUACAUACACAAAGAUACUUAUAAUUUGUUCCCAAAGUAGUGCAGAUGUGAGGAAAAAAGCUGCAGAGACCUGUUUACCUCACCUGCUGGUGUUAAUCAGCUUUUCAGCUAUGAUUAUAACUGAUGUCAUUAUGGUUCGACUGGAAUCUAAUAUUCCAAAAAUUGUUCAUUUCAUAAUUUCUUUACAAGCUAUUGUCUGUCAUCCUGUGUUUAAUCCACUGAUAUAUGGACUAAAAAUGAAAGAAAUAUCAAAACACCUCAAGAUUUUAUUCUUUCAAGUAAAAAGAAAGUAA